Molecule: messenger RNA, 4374 nt
Organism: Homo sapiens (human)
Lineage: Eukaryota; Metazoa; Chordata; Mammalia; Primates; Hominidae
Gene: PIBF1
Product: progesterone immunomodulatory binding factor 1
Exons: 16
Coding region: 265-2187 (640 amino acids)
Cellular component (GO): centriolar satellite; centrosome; extracellular region
Source: RefSeq, a predicted model, not a curated record
AGAGUUGACUUCCGGCGGCUUGUGGGAGUGCUGGUUCUGUCCUCCUUGCGGGUGCGGAGAUGGUUGUCUUGGUUACGGGUCCUAACGGUCCCCUGCCUUGAAAUCCCUUGUUGAGGGCCUGCAACCUUGUGCUUCCGACCGGAGACGCCUUUGGUCCCUCGGUGUCUGCACUGGCUGCUGGUCAAGGCUUCAGUGUGGAGUAAUUGACACUUUCGAGAAUAUUAAAAUCAAAUUAGAGAAGAAAACUGAUCCAUAAUAAUAAAAAUGUCUCGAAAAAUUUCAAAGGAGUCAAAAAAAGUGAACAUCUCUAGUUCUCUGGAAUCUGAAGAUAUUAGUUUAGAAACAACAGUUCCUACGGAUGAUAUUUCCUCAUCAGAAGAGCGAGAGGGCAAAGUCAGAAUCACCAGGCAGCUAAUUGAACGAAAAGAACUACUUCAUAAUAUUCAGUUACUAAAAAUUGAGCUAUCCCAGAAAACUAUGAUGAUCGACAAUUUGAAAGUGGAUUAUCUUACAAAGAUUGAAGAAUUGGAGGAGAAACUUAAUGAUGCACUUCACCAGAAGCAGCUACUAACAUUGAGAUUAGACAACCAAUUGGCUUUUCAACAGAAAGAUGCCAGCAAAUAUCAAGAAUUAAUGAAACAAGAAAUGGAAACCAUUUUGUUGAGACAGAAACAACUAGAAGAGACAAAUCUUCAGCUAAGAGAAAAAGCUGGAGAUGUUCGUCGAAACCUGCGUGACUUUGAGUUGACAGAAGAGCAAUAUAUUAAAUUAAAAGCUUUUCCUGAAGAUCAGCUUUCUAUUCCUGAAUAUGUAUCUGUUCGCUUCUAUGAGCUAGUGAAUCCAUUAAGAAAGGAAAUCUGUGAACUACAAGUGAAAAAGAAUAUCCUAGCAGAAGAAUUAAGUACAAACAAAAACCAACUGAAGCAGCUGACAGAGACAUAUGAGGAAGAUCGAAAAAACUACUCUGAAGUUCAAAUUAGAUGUCAACGUUUGGCCUUAGAAUUAGCAGACACAAAACAGUUAAUUCAGCAAGGUGACUACCGUCAAGAGAACUAUGAUAAAGUCAAGAGUGAACGUGAUGCACUUGAACAGGAAGUAAUUGAGCUUAGGAGAAAACAUGAAAUACUUGAAGCCUCUCACAUGAUUCAAACAAAAGAACGAAGUGAAUUAUCAAAAGAGGUAGUCACCUUAGAGCAAACUGUUACUUUACUGCAAAAGGAUAAAGAAUAUCUUAAUCGCCAAAACAUGGAGCUUAGUGUUCGCUGUGCUCAUGAAGAGGAUCGCCUUGAAAGACUUCAAGCUCAACUGGAAGAAAGCAAAAAGGCUAGAGAAGAGAUGUAUGAAAAAUAUGUAGCAUCCAGAGACCAUUAUAAAACAGAAUAUGAAAAUAAACUACAUGAUGAACUAGAACAAAUCAGAUUGAAAACCAACCAAGAAAUUGAUCAACUUCGAAAUGCCUCUAGGGAAAUGUAUGAACGAGAAAACAGGUCUGGAGGCUGGGAAGUCCAAUAUCUACGUACUGGCAUCUGGCAAGAGCCUUCUCACUACAUUAUCAUAUGGCAUAAGGCAAGAAGAAAUCUCCGAGAAGCAAGGGAUAAUGCUGUGGCUGAAAAGGAACGAGCAGUGAUGGCUGAAAAGGAUGCUUUAGAAAAACACGAUCAGCUCUUAGACAGGUACAGAGAACUACAACUUAGUACAGAAAGCAAAGUAACAGAAUUUCUCCAUCAAAGUAAAUUAAAAUCUUUUGAAAGUGAGCGUGUUCAACUUCUGCAAGAGGAAACAGCAAGAAAUCUCACACAGUGUCAAUUGGAAUGUGAAAAAUAUCAGAAAAAAUUGGAGGUUUUAACCAAAGAAUUUUAUAGUCUCCAAGCCUCUUCUGAAAAACGCAUUACUGAACUUCAAGCACAGAACUCAGAGCAUCAAGCAAGGCUAGACAUUUAUGAGAAACUGGAAAAAGAGCUUGAUGAAAUAAUAAUGCAAACUGCAGAAAUUGAAAAUGAAGAUGAGGCUGAAAGGGUUCUUUUUUCCUACGGCUAUGGUGCUAAUGUUCCCACAACAGCCAAAAGACGACUAAAGCAAAGUGUUCACUUGGCAAGAAGAGUGCUUCAAUUAGAAAAACAAAACUCGCUGAUUUUAAAAGAUCUGGAACAUCGAAAGGACCAAGUAACACAGCUUUCACAAGAGUAGUUGAAAGAUACUGCUUCACUCCCUUCUAGUUUGCAUCGUUUCUGCCAAGAUAUUGCCGUCAUCCUUAUCUUUGUUCCUCUCUAGGUAAUGUGUAUUUCUUUAGCUGCUUUUAAGAGAUUUUUAGUCACUGGCUGUAAGCAAUUUGAUUAUCAUUUGGCUUUCUGGAGUUUUCUUCAUGUUUCCUAUGCUUGGGUUUUGUUGAACAUCUUACAUAUGUGAGUUUAUCAAAUUUAUAAAUUUCUUAAAUUUUUAAAUACUUCAAUCCUCUCACCUUCCUUUGAGGACUUCAAUGAGAUAUAUAUUAGGUUGCUUAAAGUUAUUCUACAACAGAACAAAUGAUGUUCUCUUCAGUUUUUUUCAGUCUUUUUUCUGCUUUUCUUUUGAAUAGCUUCUUUUACUGUGUCUUCCAGUUCACUAAUCUUUUUUUCACCACUGUAUAAUCUGCUUUCAGUUCAAUCCAGUUUUUAUCUCAGAUAUUGUAGUUUUCAUUUCUAGAAGUUCAAAUUGGAUCUUCUUUGUGUCUUUUAGGUCUCUCCUUAACAUUCUCAAACUUUAUUUUCUGGAAUAUGUGAAAUAUAAUUUCAAUAACUUUUUUAUAUUCUUGCCUACUAAUUCUAUUAUUUUGUCAUUUCAUGGCUGCCUUCAAUAAAUUUGAAUUUUCUCAUUAUAUAUCACAUUGUUCAGCUUCUUUGCAUAUGUAGUAAUUAUUUACUGGAUGCCAGACCUUGUAAAUUUUACCUUGAUGCUAUAUAUUUUGUAUUCCUAUAUGUUUUUGUUAGCUUUGUUCUGGGACAUAGUUAGGUUUCUUGGAAACAGUUUGAUUCUUCCAAAUCUUGCUUUUAAGCUUUUUUAGGCAGAGAAGGGUUUAUCGUAAGGCCAAUUUCUCCCCCAUUACUACAACCAAACUCUUUGAGUAUUCCAUGUCCUGUAAAUUGUAAGGUUUUCUACUUUGGCUGAUGGAAAUAAGCACUAUGCCUUGCCCAUGUUCACUUCAGAGAUUGCUCCUACCAAUCUUGUCUGUAGUUCUGUCUCCUGUCUUUAUACAUAUGCACUGUUCUGUGCCAGGUAAAUACUUAAGGGGCACUAUCUGUAAAUUGUCAGAGUUCUGUCUCUUUGCAGCUCCCUUUUCUUCAGUAGUCUCCCAUAUGAACUGUAACCACCUUGGUUAUUACUUCUAUCAACAGCUCCUUAACUCAGGGAAUUUGACAGGCUCUGCCUUAAUUCUCCUUCCCAGCACCACAGCUUGAAAGCUGUCUCUAGUCAAUAAACUAAGGCAGUCAUAGAGUUUACCUUGUUUGUUUCCUGUGUGUCAGGGAUCUCCUUCAUUGCAUGAUGUCCAAUGUCUUUCGACCGUUGUUUUAUUAGUUGGUCCAGUAUAACAGAGAAAACAAGUUAUUCUUUUUUGUGUAUUUGUGUAUACCCACUAAUUCUCAAGAAACUGCCAAGUUUAGUUAAGAGUCAAGUGUCAGUGUGGAGUUUGUUAAACAGUAGAAAAUCCAGAAUCAUAAAGUGUGCCACAUUACUGCCAACAGUAAGGCAGCUAAGAAUUGGUCUUUCUUAGCUGCCUCAAACCUUGAUAUAUGCUCUCCUUCUAGUUAUUCAGUAAAUAUUUAUCAAUUUCCCACUAUAUUCAACAACUGAUGACAAAAUAGACAUGGUUUUUCACUUCUAACAUAACCAACCUUAUUCACAAAGGCCUUAUUUUCUACUGUAAGCACGCAGAGAUUUAUCUUUUACAACUGACUUAAUUUCAGGAAGCUUGUCUAGAAAGUGGGACAUGCACAGUCAUCAGUAACCACAUGGCAAGGUUUAGCUACCUGGAAUUUUGUACCUAGAAGGCAUUGCUAGAUUUGAAAGAGGCGUCAAGGUGCAUAGGUAAAAUAAAGUAGACCUAUAUGUAUUAACUUUGAAAGAAAUUUAUACUGUAUUGAUGAUUUUUCAAAAAACAAAUUGCAGAAUAAUUUCUGUUUCUCUGUUUGGGUUUUAAUAUAUUUGUGUGUGUGCAUGUACCCAGCAUAUACAGAGAGGAUGGGAUUGUGUUUCUGUUUAAACAUACAGAAAAUGAAAAAAAUCUGAAAAUAUGUCAUGCAAAGGGGACACAAAUACCACUAGUCAUGGAUUAGCAAUAUGAAAUGAGCUUUAUUGGUAUAAAGUAAGUACUUGAAGUAAUAAAACAUUUAUCUCUGC